Messenger RNA from Morone saxatilis (striped sea-bass), 1117 nucleotides. RefSeq names its product ras-related protein Rab-39B-like. NCBI's taxonomy places the organism in Eukaryota, Metazoa, Chordata, Actinopteri, Moronidae. Gene Ontology annotation, molecular function: GTPase activity; GTP binding. Gene Ontology annotation, cellular component: Golgi membrane. The record is from RefSeq and is a predicted model, not a curated record.
GGAGGCCCAGCGUCAGGUGACCCAGCAGGAGGCAGAGAAGCUGGCAGGGGCCUUCGGGAUGCGCUACGUGGAGACAUCGGCACGAGAAGCUAUCAAUGUGGAGAAGGCGUUUGUGGAUCUGACGAGGGACAUCUUUGAGCUGGUACGGAGCGGGGACAUCAAGAUCCAGGACGGCUGGGAGGGCGUCAAGAGCGGAUUCGUGCCCAACACCGUCCACUCUUCCGAGGAGGUCGCCAAGGGCAGCCGGCAAUGCUUGUGCUGAUUCAACCUGGCUGCACAACGUUGGGUGACAGGUGGUAAUACCUGAGUGGACUCCAUCCGCAGGAGAUCUCACUCACUUUGGCUCCACUACAUGGCCACUUACUUGGGACUUAUGAUAUUUCCCCCCUUUACUUCUAUAUACUGUGUAAGACAGUCUUUUAUCUUUCAGGUGCCUGUUUAUGGCUCCAAACUUAAGACACUCUGUUGAUGUUCCUAACAGGCAUAGAAGCACAAGAAGUAUCUUAACCCCAUUCACUGUUCUGUGUGCAUGUGACUGUAAUAAUCCUGCUGUCUUUGCAGCUUUUACCAACACUUCAGCUUUACUGCACUUUUGGCCUUUCCUGAUGUGUACAGUUAUACUCCAGCGACCAGUUAUGUUGUUGGCGAACAUCUCUUAAACACUGGUACUGUCAGUGUAGUGUGUCUUAUGCUCAUGUUAAUUUAAAUCUAAAUCAGUGUUGCCAGGACUGAGUCUCCUCCUUUUCAUGCAUAAAUAUAUUGCAACGUGUAUCCGGUGAGAGAGAUGAGACGGAAAGAGAUCUUCACUGAUUGUACUGCACUACAAAUCCAAGUGGCUUAUCACAUAAAGAGAGUGGAGGAUGAUGGAAGUGAACUCCAAAGUGAACCAAAGUUUCAGAUACUGACUCUGUCGUGUUUGUUUGUCUGACGGUGAACUGCUGACGACUGGAGAGAGAGUUUGCACUGUGAAAAUGUUCAAUGGUUGACCAAUGAUUGCUGUAGCUGCUUACUGAUAGCCAUUAUAACUUAAUCAUAGCAAGGAUUUCUAUCAAUAUGGUAAACACCUAGUUCAUGUUUACUACUCUCUGUUGGUUUCCUGCUGAGAACAGUUAAGAUA